Symbiodinium sp. CCMP2456 is the source of this 2542-nucleotide messenger RNA. NCBI's taxonomy places the organism in Eukaryota, Dinophyceae, Suessiales, Symbiodiniaceae. The record is from the annotation of a GenBank genome assembly.
GAUGGGCUGCGUUGCAUUGGGCAGCCGGCGCUCAGCAAAGUAUGCUGAUGAAGUUCAGCCGCUACCGGCCAAAGCAGCCGGCGCAACGGCCUCAUCUGUGGGCAAGGAGGCGCCAGGAGGCCUGAAAUCACAGCCCUCCAGGGAGCCGAGAGCAGAUGCCGGCCCGGUGAAAGAGGCUCGCCCUGCUCCCACGCAGUCCCUUUUCGUCUUCGUGGGGGUUGACUCCGACUGUGAGGGCCUAGGGCUCAUGCUCAUCGAGGACCUGAGCAAAAGGCUUGGAUCUUCGAGAAGGCUUCGGAGAAAUUUCAAGAGUGCAGAGGUGCGUCUUUCGCGCCUGACAAACGGAGGUUGGGCCGUUCCGGAAUGCGAGGCACUCAUCCCACUAGUCACGCCUCAGUGGCUUUUGACACCGGCUGGCGUUGCAGCGCUACGCACUGUCUUCCGGUUGCGAGCUAUGCAUUUGGGUCCCAAGCUGCUGCCUGUGGUGCACCUUGCCUCUUUUGGUGACGAACCAGAUGCGCUCUCCCGCGCUUUGAAUGCCCCCUCCGGCCAGCUACUUCGGGAGGCUGCCACCACGUGGGGCUGCCUCUCCAGCUCUACGGAUGCUGCUCUGGAGGACACCGCAGUUUGGGCCGCUGGUCGCUUGGAGCUGCUCUUUGCCCCCUUGCCCAGCGGCAGCACAGAGUCCCUACCAGACGAAGGGGAGCUAGAGGAGGAGAAUCCGCCGGCUCCUGUGCAGCCCGAGAAUCCCUUCCGCAAGAGUGCUGAUGCUUCGGGGCUUACGCAGGCGACCUGGCGCAGGUCGAACAAUGUGGUGCCUCUGGCCGCGCACAUCGAAGGGGAGGUUCCAGGCGCCGUGUGGCAGGCCAACCCCAAUAUGGAUGGGGUCAAGUCACCCAUGCGACCUGCCAACAUGCCAAGUCUGCGUCCUGCCGCAGGUGCUCACCCUGCUUCGGAAGAUCCAGACGACGCCACGUCUCGGCUCGUGACUGGAGACAAAGCCUCAAAGCUGCUACGGCAGGCUGCCCAAUCUUCGGCGCGUCAAGUGGCAGAAGACCAGGCAGCUUUGCAGCCGCGGCCACGGCGAGCUUCGGAGCCAGCCAUCGAGGUCGUUGCGAACAAGCGCGUAGGCUUCCAGGCGGGGCAAACACACAGCAAAGACUGGGCCGAGGCCAUGCGCGACGCGCUCGGAGUGCCAGACGACCAGGGGUCCUAUCACGAAGGUGCUGCAAGGUCAUCAUCCAAGAAGCAGUCGAAGGAUGAGCCCCAGCCAGGUCCUGAGCUGCCAACGACGGGCGAUCCUGUGUCGCCGGUUCCUUCGCAGCUGGAGCACAGGACAAAGACGAGCAUCCCCAUCCCUCCUUUUGCCAGCCUAUCGGGUGCAGCUUCGGCAGAUGACUUGCAAGCGAAGUUUCGCGACCUUUGUCCCGCGGCGGCAGCUGCCAACAUGUUUACAGACACGCGAAUUUCGGAGCAGACUCCCUCCAUCUUCCGGCUGUUUCUUGCUUGGCGUGAAGCUAUGGCUUUGGUGGUUGAUGUCCAUGUGGUCGCAUUGAGAAGGGAUCGAGCACAUUUUCGGACACAGCCGGCGUCAGUUGAGCUUCCCCAAAAAGAGGAUGCGGAUGCGCCGCCGCGCGGCUCCCGAAGCCUGGAUGAGUUGUCGUACCUGAUUGGCAACCCCAUGGUGCGGCGCCUCGCCGUGUCAUCGAGGGUGACUGGAGAGUUCUCAGCUGCCCCUGCGCGCAUUUGGGCCCUGCUCACUGGUGCUGAAGGAGGGUUGUCGCAGGCUUGGGUGUCAUUGCAACUCACGGAAUGCUAUGGCAUCCCGUGGCCGCUGCAGCUACUUGAUGUAACAGGUGGCCCCUUGCAGACCGACGCAGAGCUAUGCGGUGUGGUUGGGGCAUUUGGCCAGGAAGCGCGCCGCUUCCGGUGGAAGGUCCUCAAAGCCGACUUCACAGAAGCUGCAGGCCAGCUUGAGAUGCUGGGUAGCGUUGAAGGCGAAGACAACUCGUUCUUGCACACGAUCCACGUUUCGGCUGCUGCUGCCGGCAGCGGAGCAAUUGUUGUGUCAGAGAUUCGAUACGCUCCAUCGCCUCCGCUUCAGACGCUGCUGAAUGCAUUGGGAGGGAGAGGCUCGCAAACUGCUUCCCACAAGUCUGUGCUGCGUAGGCUCGCCGUCUUGGUGGACGGAGACGUUGACUUCGACCCCAAUGCUUUCUACAACCUCAUUGGUCGCCUCAUCGACCUUGUUGCGCCCUUCGAAGAUGGUGCAAGGGCGGCCGUCGCACGAAUGGCUGGCCUGGAGAAGGGUGAGGUCAGUAUCCUGGAGCUGGGAUGCGGCUCAGGCCGAUGGGUGCAAGGUGUCUACGACAGCUCGUCGGGUGUACUACGCUACUUGGGCGUGGACUCCUCCAGCACAAUGGCAGAGGAAGCAGCACGAGCAGUGUCCAAGAUCCCGGCUGCCAGCAUCGUCCAAGCCGAUGCUCGGCGUCCGGGCACCUUGAAGGAGGCGCUGCUCUCGGGCUGUACCGUAGUUUCGUAG